UAUAUACGAGGGGAAGAAAAAGAAAAAAUCGUUUUCGGAGUCGUCAUUUUCCCCCACAGCAGGAUUCGAACUCUCUGGAAAACCAAGCCUCAUCUUCGUCGUCCCUUUACAUCUAAGUCGCUUUGCGUGAAUGGCCGACCUCAAAGUCUGCGUUAAAUUCCCGUGAAGAAGCUACCGUCGAUUGGAGGUCUGUUGCUCGGAGUCGUUGCGACUAUCGCCGGAGAACUUUCCGUGUUUCUUCUGAGGUUCUGAUCGGUGAAGGUCUCCGGAUCGAAAGUUCGUCACCUAUGAUAUAUGAUUCGUAGUUUCUGAUUUUGCUUACUCUCUGAUUUUCUAUUCUGGCUGCUAGUUCCUUGGAAUUCUCUUGGUUAGGUAAUGUGUCUUUUGAAUGUUUAGAUUGUAGUGAUUUUGUAGGUUCUUGAAUCGAUGUUCGUUUGAUCUAUUAGGUUCGUUUCAGUUUCCGACAACACUAUGAAUGGAGAAGAAGGCAAAUCUGUUGAGUUCGCUCUCUUUUAGAUCCUUUGGAUACGAAAGCGGCAAUUAGCUUUAGCUUCUUCGCUAGAGAUCCUUUCAUCACACCGUGUGAUGCUGUUUCGGAGAAAUUAGGUGGAAAUAGUAGCGUAGUUUGAAUUCCUCAUUCGCUUGGAUAGAACUCCAUUCCAUUUUCGUAGCAAAUAAAUUAGUUAGAAAUGAGGGAUUAGUGUUUGAGCUUUAGGUUGGAUGGGUAGCAAAGGAGAUUGUUCAAUAUCUGCUUUGCCAGAGAUUAGAAAUUCCAGUCCGAUAAAUUUUCCGAAUGGGUCUAUGAAUGAUGAUCAGAACUAUGACACCCCUCAGCAAAUGUGGUUCCUCGCAUAGACAAUGGCAGCAGGGAUUUCAUUUAUUUGGAUAUUAUGAUUUCUGUAGCAAAAUUUUUGAGGUUGUGACCAAAACCUAGACCUGAGAUAGCCUUUGAGUCGGCAAAGGAGGUUGGACUUUUCGGGGAUCCUUGGUUUCUGUUGGAGAUGUUUUAGGUUCUGUCUCAUGAUCGAAAGCCAGAUUGAAUGCGAAACUGAUGAAGAAUUCAGGAGCUAUGAUCCAGAAUAAGUUUAUUUAGUAUGUGGUUCCUUGAAAUAUGCUCUAUUUCAAGCUAUGAAUUACUGGGAUAACUCCUAGGUUAAAGUGGUCAAUUUGUUCUCCUUUGUCAGUUAGCUGCUACCGUUUGUUUGGGCUUCAUGACUGUUCCUCUUCAGUAACCCAGUCUUCUUAACUCCUCUACACUAGUAGGUUCCUUCUUCAUCUAGCUCUCUACAGCAACCGAUUAUCAUGACACCCUCUCCAUUUGCUAGCUGAAGGAUCUGCUUAUCAUUUUUUAUGUGUGCUUCGUAUUUUCCGAUCUUACCUAGGAUGGAUGAAAAGGGGUUUCAUUUAUUCUUUCUUGAAGAUGGCUGCCUGUUUGGUCGCUAUUGCUGUAGUUCGUCUAUCUCAGCUCCCUUGCACCUAACGAGUUUCUUAGGGGUUUGAAGCAAAUCAUUUGGUUAGACUCUUUGGGUGAGAUUCAUGCUUAGUAUGCCAAGGUUGUCAUCUUGAUAGCAGAAUACUCCUGGUAAAGGCAUUCAAUUGCUGUAAUUUCUCUGAUAGCUGGAAUCCUGUUUAGAUGAGAGAAACAGGUUAGCCUUACAGUUGGGGUUUAAUAAAUCAAGGGAUGCUUUGUUAACUUUUGGUUUUGGAAAGGAUCUUUUGGUAAGUUUGCUGAAGAAAACCGGUGCAGAGUUGCAAUCUGGAGGUUGAGCGUCUAUUAUCUGGUCACGACUGGAUAAUUUCCCCAGACUUCAAGGAUUCAAGUGCACAUGCAAUGUGUUAAGCUAAUAUUUCUCCAUUGGAGGCUCCAUCAACCAUCAGUGCCAUGUUUAGUUGUUAAACAGGAUAAAUGUUAAUCUUCUUUGUUUGAUCCUCUUGGUGUAUGCUGAUUGGAGCCAUUCCAUAACCGGAUUAUCAUGCUGCUGAUUUGGAUUGGUCUGCAACAGUAUAGAAGGAAGCAACAAUGUCCUCAAGUGUUUGCCUGGCUUUUUCAGGUGACAGAUGAUAUUUUGAAAAGCGAGAAUAUUUUCUAAUUCUUUUCUUAUUUUCAGGUAUUAUAAGCAUACCACCAGUUGAUGUUUUCUGCCAAUACCAUCAAAAGGCUCAUUCUUAACGGGAGACGUAGUCUUCAAAGCUUCCACUCAGCAAUCUCAGCAGCCUAACCUGCAGAAGCUUAAAAUGGAGCCUAGAAGCCCAUUCCAUCAGCUGAAAAAUGAAGAAUCUCAGCCGUCAAUGCUGAAAAAGGGAGCAUCAGAUAAUGAGAGAAACGAAGCCCUUGAUAGAGGAUUAAUGGAGCAUGGAUGUCCCCAUUACCGAAGAAGGUGUCGUAUAAGAGCUCCUUGCUGUAAUGAGAUCUUUGGUUGCCAUCAUUGCCAUAAUGAGGCUAAGAACAACAUGAAUGUCGAUCAGAAACUGAGGCACGAUAUUCCUCGGCACCAAGUUAAACAGGUUAUUUGCAUACUCUGUGGCACUGAACAGGAGGUUGGUCAAUUCUGUGUCAACUGUGGAGUGUGUAUGGGAAAGUACUUCUGCGAGGUUUGCAAACUCUUCGAUGAUGACACGUCUAAGAAGCAAUACCACUGCAACGGUUGUGGUAUUUGCAGAAUUGGCGGACGUGAAAAUUUCUUCCACUGUUACAAGUGUGGCUGCUGCUUUUCGAUCCUUCUCAAGAACAGCCACCCUUGUGUCGAAGGAGCAAUGCAUCACGACUGCCCCAUUUGCUUUGAGUACCUGUUCGAAUCAAGGAAGGAUGUGACGGUCUUGCCUUGCGGACACACGAUCCAUCAGAAAUGCUUGGAGGAAAUGCGAGAGCAUUAUCAAUACGCAUGCCCGCUCUGCUCGAAAUCAGUAUGCGACAUGUCAAAGGUGUGGGAGAAGUUUGACAUGGAGAUUGCAGCAACCCCGAUGCCAGAGCCCUAUCAAAACAAAAUGGUUCGGAUUCUAUGCAACGACUGCGGGAAGAAAUCGCAAGUGCAAUACCAUGUGGUGGCUCAGAAGUGCCCUAACUGCAAAUCAUACAACACACGCCAAACCAGAGGCUAAAAAAAGUAAAGUUGAGUGAGUGUGCAUCCUUUCAAAUCAAUUGCUCUUGUUUUGCUAUAAUGCAACCUGAUGAGCUUCUAUGGUGGUACCAAAGUCGGCUAUAAUCCUGGAAGCUCCCUCGGGAUGUUUCUCGGGUCGGGUGAUGUCAAUGUCGUCUCUCUCUUUUCUGCAUCGGGUCGGGUUUUUUCUUUCUUUCUUUCUUUCGUUUCCUUCUACUCCGAUAUUAGCCUCUAUGUUCAUGAAUUGUGGUUGGGAAUGUGUGUUUGGGAUUCAAUCUGGAUCUUUGCAAGAGUUAUCCUGUUUGUUCAUGAGAUACUGUUUUUUUACGUUUGGUUUCUUCCGCCGCUCCAUCAUCUUCUGUUUUUCUCCUGUGUGUUUUUUUGUUACAACUUGGUUGUGUCUACAAAAUAUUGAAUCACGUUUUCUUUUA
Molecule: messenger RNA, 3529 nt
Organism: Tarenaya hassleriana
Lineage: Eukaryota; Viridiplantae; Streptophyta; Magnoliopsida; Brassicales; Cleomaceae
Product: E3 ubiquitin-protein ligase MIEL1-like
Exons: 12
Coding region: 2236-3099 (287 amino acids)
Biological process (GO): protein ubiquitination; ubiquitin-dependent protein catabolic process
Cellular component (GO): nucleus
Molecular function (GO): zinc ion binding; ubiquitin protein ligase activity
Source: RefSeq, a predicted model, not a curated record